Molecule: messenger RNA, 3804 nt
Organism: Pimephales promelas (fathead minnow)
Lineage: Eukaryota; Metazoa; Chordata; Actinopteri; Cypriniformes; Leuciscidae
Source: RefSeq, a predicted model, not a curated record
UUGACAGCCCUAAAAAAAAUAUACAUAUUUGAUGUCGACUAACCUGGUAAACUUUAGUGAAUCCAGAGAUCAUUUCAUCUUCAAUGCACUUGCUGUGUCAACCAUGACUUUGCUGACAAGGCUUUGUCUCCAGUCAGAUUGGUAAAAAAACAACAACAUGCUGUUUCUCUAUAAAAAUGCAUAAAAUUAGCCAUAAUUAGCCUCAAGAAGAGCUCCCUAAAGCUUUGUGAACAAUAAGCUCAGAAAACUUAGGAUAGUAGCCUACUAUGAAGAAUCCGAAUGUGAGAAAUGUGCAAGAUCCAAAGUUUACCACAAUGAUAACUCUACCCCCCAUUCAAAAUUAAACCAACUGAAACUCCAAAACAACAGAAUAUUAAACCAAGUACCAGCCCUUUUUUCAUAUUAAGCUGUGCACAAAAACCUUCAAAGAUGUAUCUGUUUUUUUUUUCUGAUAAGUGUUGUUCGAUAGUUGUUCUCAUUUACCAAGAAAAAACCCCAGUAUGCAUCAGUUAAGAGCAUGCUUAAAAUAUGAAAUAUGUAAUCUGGGUUCAAAAACCAGAUUUGUGUGAAAUCUAUAUUUAUUUUGUGGUUAAAUUUAACCAAACGUGUAGGCCUGGUUGACAGGUUUUGUGAUUUUCACCCUGGCUAUCCACCUAAUUUUUCAGGUAAGAGCCUCUUUUACACACUGUCUAUAUGGUAAGAGCAUGUAAGAGCAAAUGCAGCCAUUUAUAUUUGUGUUUGGCUUCCGUUGUUCCAUUUACUUCCAGUUAAUUUUAGCUGUACAAAAGCUCGUCAUAUACUCAUAGUUAUACUGCUUGAUAUUGUAAACCGGUAAGUUAUUUCUUAUCACAAUAUUAUUUUAAUGUAUUAUCUCAAUUAAACAUGUUAUUUCCCUACUAAAUAAAUACUAAAUAAACUUCCCGACUAAAUAAAUAGGAAGUCUCGCACACGUUUCGCGUUUUUCAAAUGUAUUUUGGCCCAUUGGAAUUUCCGUAGUCAUCAUUUCAUUGGCGGGUCAGACUCACGUUUCAUUGGUCGCACAGCCAUACUCUAUCAUGAGGUUUAUGAAUAUGAAUCUGGUUACGGUACAAAUAAGAAUAUAUUAAUGUAAUAAAUAAGUUUCUCUAUACGGUUGAAAGGAAUUUAAAAGAAGAGCUGGAUUGCGGAGUUUAUCGUUUGUCGUCGUUUAUCUACUAAGGGUUCAACGAUGCCUGCUUUUCGCCAGGUCGGGGAGAAACAGCUCCCCAACCCUAUUCUGUACAUGGCCUGGUCUCCUAAGAGAGAUCUUAUAGCCCUGGCUAACACUGCAGGAGAGCUUCUCUUGCAUCGGCUUGCCAACUUUCAGCGGGUGUGGAGUUUACCACCCAAUGAGAACACCGGAAAAGAGAUCACAUCACUGGCCUGGAGACCUGAUGGGAAAAUCCUGGCAUUCAGUGUGGGAGACACAAAGCAGGUGGUUCUAUGUGAUGCAGAGAAGGCAGAAAUCCUCCACCUGUUCCCUGUGGAUUACCCAGUGUCCUGCAUGCACUGGAUGGAGAUGCAGGAUGACAGCAGCACAUUGUCCUUAUUCAGCGAGUCUGAAGAUGAGUCCAGUCGUUUCCUUCCAAAGUUGCCCACUUUACCUAAGAGCUACAGCACCACAUCCAAGAUAUUUAGUGAAGAGAAAUCAGAUGAAGUCACAAACCUUUUGGGGGAAGUGAGACUUAAUGUCUUGGUGGUGGGAGGGCCGUCUGGAUUUGUCGAGCUUUAUGCGUAUGGCUUGUAUAAGAUCGCCACGCUGAGUGGAAUCUCAGGGACAUGCCGUAGUCUUGGACUGUCUAGUGACCUCAAGUCCCUCUCUGUUAUUACAGAGAUAAGAUCUACAGAAGACAAUCCUGAGAUACAUUACAUACAGCUGGACACUGGGCUGCUGUCUUCCUGUCUGCCUGAGUUGACCAAGAUGGCACGCAAGUUUACGCACAUUUCCACACUGCUACAGUAUUUGCGUCUCUCUCUCACCUGUAUGUGUGAAGCAUGGGAGGACAUUCUUAUGCAGAUGGAUCUCCGACUGACUAAGUUUGUCCAGGAAAAGAACACAAGCACUCAGGUUCAGGAUGAGUUUCUGGAGCUACUGUUAUGGGGACAUGCAAGCCCUGAACUUCAGGCUCUUCUCAUGAAUCAACUCACUGUCAAGGGCCUAAAGAUGUUGGGUCAGUCCAUUGAUUCCUCAUAUUCCUGCAUCCAGAAACUUGUUAUCAGUCACUUGCAGAGUGGCUCUGAGGCGCUGCUGUAUCAUCUGAGCGAGGUCAAAGGAAUGGCGCUCUGGAAGCAGAAGUUUCAACCUCUCGGCCUGGAUCCUGCAGCCAUUGAGGAUGCCAUCGUAGCUGUGGGAUCUUUUACCCUGAAGGCUAGUGAGCUUUUACAAGUCAUUGAUAAGAGUAUGAAGAACUUCAAAGCCUUUUUCAGAUGGCUGUAUGUUGCAAUGCUUCGAAUGUCCGAAGAUCAUGUUCCUCCUGAGCUUAACAAGAUGACUCAAAAGGAUCUGGCUUUUGUGGCUGACUUCCUGUCCGAGCAUUUUAGUGCUAACGAGGAGCUGUUUGAUCGGAAAGGGAAGUAUUUCAACGUUGAGCGUGUCGGACAGUACUUGAAGGAUGAAGAUGAAGACUUGAUCUCUCCACCCAACAUGGAGGGCAACCAGUGGGUGACAUUUGUAAAGCAGAGCACUCAUCUAAAAGACAGUCCGCUGCUCUUCCCCACUUACCCACAGAAGUCUUUGCAUUUUGUCAAGAGAAUGAUGGAGGGGUUCAUUGAUCUGUGCUUACAGAAACCAGCCGAGGUCAUUGGUCAUUCAGUAAAACAAGCUGUGUGUUUGCGGUUGUACACUGUUCCUGAGAGCUCAGAAAAUACACCAAGGCUGUUUGAGCUGCCUUCACUGUGGAAUAAUAAGAAGGCUGGUAUGCAUUACGUAGUGUUCUGCAUGCCAGAGAUCUCACCCUCUAAAAUCUAUAUUCUGAGGAGAGCAACAGACCCCAACAGGUCUGUCCCUAAUGGUCUGGUGGCCCUGAACCUCAGCGCUCCUCUCAAUUCUAGUAUAGAAGAUGAAACGCCUGCACCAACUUCUACUGACUGCUCAUACAGUUGCCUUGAUGCCCGCUUCUAUGAUGACGAGACAUUGACCGUGGUAUUGCAAAGUGUGGAAGAUGACGAGAAUAAGAUGCGCAUCCUUACUCAGCUUCCUCUAAACUCUGCUAUGAGUUGGGAUGAAGAGUUCACUUGGGACCUUACCCUCAGGCUGGAGCAGCAGACUGAGGGGAUCCCAGUACAGGGUCUGACCUGGGGAAACCAGAGCAGAGAGAUGGACAACAUCAAGGCUCAGUUUGUGGCAGUUAAUGGGAUCCGCAAAGUAGCCUGCGUGCUUAGUGCCAAUCUGAGACACAUACGUGUGUUUGAAAUGGAUGCAGAGGAGGAAGAGGAGGAGGAAGAGCGUGCUGAUGAGUCACAGGAAAUGAGCUCGGACCAGGACAGGCUUGAGGAAUCAAUGACUACUCAGAGUGACAUCGGGGAAGGUGGAGAUGGAGCAAGAGGGGUUGAGGAUGCUCAGGUGACAGAUCAAGGGUCAGGAGACAUUUUGGAUGACACUCCAGGGUCAGAAAUACUUUGAACUCUUUUUGCCCUGAGAUCAAACACGUACUCCACAAAUGAACUAUGGACUCCUCUACUAUUCCUGGUCCUGUUCUUUAUGUAUUUUAAAGUAUUUUGUGACAAAGAUGAGCUGAUGAACAUUUCACGUUCUCAUUUGUAAAUAAAUAGAUUUACUGUUAAAAA